Molecule: messenger RNA, 4876 nt
Organism: Schistosoma margrebowiei
Lineage: Eukaryota; Metazoa; Platyhelminthes; Trematoda; Strigeidida; Schistosomatidae
Source: the annotation of a GenBank genome assembly
AAUUCAAACAAGGCGCCUGAUCACAACAGCUUGUCACAAAGCUGUUGAGUACAUUAAAAACCUAUGUGAACAUUGGAUACGUUUGAUAUAAGAGGCUUUCUCAAAUCGGUUCGUUACAAUAUGCUUUUCGAAAAGUCAUUAACAUGUGACUUUGAUGAUAUCAAAUCCGAGGAAGUUCUUAUUCUUUCUCCUGUUUUGUAUCAAUCCGGUGACUUGAUGCAAUGCAUUUCAAAAGUUUCAAUGACACAUAAUCUUCGUCACCUUCUGGGUAAUCUAAUCAACACUUUGAAUUCCCUUAGAAGUUUGAAAAUCCCUAUACUAUGGGAAGAAACAUGCACCGAAUAUUCUCUGUCUUCUAUUCCUUCAUUUCCUUCCCUCGCUCUAAGUUACGAAUCACAAAAUGCUUUGGGGAAGUUAAAAACACUCAUGCUCCUUAUCAUUCAUUUAUGCAACGAUAAGCCAGAUCCAAAAUGCUCGCUAGAAAGCUGUUGCGAACUUAUGGAAGCUGAAGCUCUGGAAACUGAAGUUUUUAUAAUCUUAUGUUUUAUAUUUCAUGGUCUUUCGAAUUACCACUUGGUUGGGAAGUUCUUUUGUGGUUAUUUGGCUCACUGUAAUACUGUCAAUCACAGUAUUUUACUGAAGUUGGCAGUUAACUUACCCUCUGAUUGGUGGUCUAUAGUCCACGAAUUAUGGAAGCUGGGGAAGUCUCUAACAACUAAAUCCUGCUGUCAGGGUGACAAUUUGCAUGAUAAGGAUGGGAUCCAGCAUAUUCCGCAUUCCAAGUCGGACAUUGGAGCCCAUUUAAACCCUUUUUCAUUGUCAUAUCGUAUUCAAACAGUUUUAUUUUACCUGGUAAAGUUAAACCCACACGAUGCCGUUACAAUAGUGGAGAAUUGCAUUACCACCCGUCAGUUUCCAGGCUUAGUUUUGGAUUUACUUUUUGGACUGAUCAAUAAAGAGGGUUAUACCUUGAAUUUUCUGAAAAGGAUUUUGCUAGACAGUGGACAAGACAUACGAUCUUGGAUGAGCAAUUUUCUGAAGCUUCCAUCUUCAUCAUGGUACUUGGAUAAGCUAAGCCAUCAUUUUGUAAAAAUCACUUCUUGCCUUAUACCACGUGAUUCUGCAAUUCCUUUGGAUGAUAACAUGAUUCUCACUGCGUUAACAUUACUUCGUGUGUUAGCUGCAUUUCGUGGGUUUAUAAAUUACAACUUCCCACCAGAAUUGUCGCAAAAAUUAUUAAUUCUUCUUACACAUCGAACAGUUGUUUCUGAACGUGGCUUACAAUAUAUCAGUUAUUCGCUUGCAUUCUUAAUUGGGUUACGUUCAAGUUUGGCAACAGGAAUAUCUUCAGAUACUAAUGGCGUAAUGCACAAUAAUAGUCGUGUUCCUGCAAAUACAACAGAUAUUGAAAAUACAAUUGUAACUUGGCUCCAACGUUUAAUAGAUGAACAAGAUAUUUUCAAUUCACUAACUCAAUCGUCAUCGUCAUCUUAUCUGCGUAAUUGUAAUCAAUUUUCAAAAACAACAUCGUACAUUGAACCUUUACUGCUUUUAGCUAUCUUAUUUCAUACAAAUCAACCUGGACCAAUCACUGAACUAAUAUCAACUUUACUUGGUCUACGUAUACCAUCACUUGGACGAACUAUCAAUGGAUGGCGUAAAUUAUUUUUUCAAACUGUUUUUACAGAAAAUAUGAUUGCUAAUCAAGUUGCACGAAUUCCAAUUACGCCAAAAUUGAGUCGACAUUUAGUUGGUCACUUACCAACUCAAUGUAUGCUACAAUUACUUAAAUCACAUGCAUUUGCUAAAAAUAAACUACAUACUAAGAAAUGGAUCAUUGGACAGAUACGUGAAAGUGUACGUCCAAUUCAUCCAUUGCUACCAGAAUUAUUAGAAGCACAUAUUACGCAUUCGUUUACUUCCAAUUCUAACAAUUCAUCGUCAUUGAAUAGUGAUAUUCCUAGUAUUAUUGGUACUACUACUAGUAGUAGUAUUAGUAGCAGUACUAUUACUACCAAUCCUACUGCUUCAACAGCUUAUAUCAACUUAUCAUUAAUUUCUGAACAGGAAUUAAUCAAUGAAUUCACAAAUUCUAAAUCUUCUAAUUUGAUUCAAUUUUGUGCACCAGGGAUUCAUUUACAAUCGAAAAUUAAUCAUAAAUCUGUAAAUCGUUUAUAUAUUUCAACUACAGAACAAGAUUUUACUCCGCAAUUAUUAUUUUUAUAUUAUGCAUUUUUUGUUUUCGAUUAUCAGUUCAAUUUACGUUUAACAUCUAAUCGACAUCGUUUACCUAAUGAACCAUCAUGUGUUUAUUCCAAUAAACUAUGGGAUAUUAUACCUAUAACAUAUCUUUUACGAUAUGCUCGUGCACAUUUAUCAGAUUAUCGCUCCCUAUAUCCGAAAUUAUUACAAUUGGUUACAAAUCAUUUUCCGCAUUUAACUAUGGGUGAAAUGAUGAUACAAGAUGAAUUAUUACUUGAUUCAAUAUGGAGAUCUGAACACGAACCUAUUCGUGUUCUUUGUAUUAAUAAAGCUGAAAUGAAUUUAUCACCGGGGAAUAAUACAACAACAAUUGUAACAUCGAGAGUAAUGACGAACCAAACAAAUUUUGUUUAUCAACAAUCGAAUUAUCCUUUGCCGUUCCGUGAAGAACAAUUAAAUCAAGCAUUUGAACAAGUAAUUUCAAAACUAUCAAUAUCUAUUGAACAGCCAACAACAUUGAAUAAUCUGUUUGAAACAUGUCCAUUAUGGAAAAAUCUUAUUUAUAUGAUUAAUCAAUUGAUACAAUCAAUAGAGAUAUUCGGUUUAGAUUGUUUAUUAAAUUUUGGUCCAAUCUUAGCUGAACAAUGUCCAAGACUACUAUUAUUACAAGGUAAUGGUGGAUUUUUAAGCGUUAAUCGUAAAUUUGUACAUUCUAUGGAACUUUUAUGGAGACGUUUACAUUUGAUUAUGCCAAGACGAUUGGAAUUAAUCACUAUGAAUAGAAUACGAUCGUCUAACAAUGAUCCUCCAACAACAUACACAUCAUCUGCCAUGACAACAAGUAUAGGUACUACAAAUCCCCUUGACUUAUUUAUUGAAGCUAGCAAUCUCAUCAGUAGUCGACGAAAACCUUUGUACAGUUUAGAUUUAUGUACAGAUCCAGUUGAAAAUGUUAUGAGUGAAGUAGAUAGAAAAGUUUUUCGAUGUCCGUCACUUCUUCGUUUAUUUCUACGUAUAUUGGAAUCAAGUUUAUUAGCAUCCAGAUCAUACUGGGCACAUAGACUUGUUGACAGAGUUCAAUCUGUACGUGGAACAACCACAAAUUCAACGGUAUAUAAUACCCAAUCAACAACGUCUAUGCCAGCAACAAUGAUGAUGCUUUCUUCAAAAAAUGGUGGAACACCAUUAUCUGGUUCUCCUAUUCCUAGUACUAAUGCUGAUUUGUUAAAUCAAGAUACAUCUAGUUCAACCACAAACUAUCCUAAAUUUAUUGGUUCUUCCAAAUUAAUUACUACUGAUUCUGGCCAACAACAACAACAACAACAGGUUAACAGCAUAUCUACCGUUGCCCUAACAACAUCAUCAAUAACUACCUCUCCUACGUCUACAUCAGUAAAUACAACUGUUUCUACUUCUAAUACAUUAUCUUCUGCACAAAUAUUCAAUGAAUCUAAUACAAAUAUUUCUCCUCAAUCAGUAGUACCAAUUAAUAAUGAAGAAUGUGAACGUUUAUGUACAAACAUGUUAUUAACACAAGAUUCAACUAUUAUUCAGUUAUUGCUAGAAUAUUGUUUACCAACAGAAGAUGAAAAGAAACUUGAAUCAGAAAUUAGUAUUCUUCGUGAAAUACGUAUUACAAUUUGUACAUUUAUACAUUCAUUAUUCAUCGCUCAACCUGUACUCGCAGAGAUUAUUGUUUGGCAAACGUAUCCCCGUGCAUUGAUCCCUAUCAGUGCUCAAGCCAUCCCAUCAUUACAUAUCUGUUUGGAUACAGUUAUUGAUGUAUUUCGAAUGAGUGGAGAUUAUGCCAAAAUGGUAUUCUGCUUGGAUUUAGUUUCACAUCUAGCUCAACAUUAUAAUAUUCAAGCGACACUGGAUCGUGCUGCUUUUAUGAUUGAUUCAUUAUAUCACUUUUUGACAGUGGUAGUCAGUGUAGAGGAACGAUCAAGUUUAUUAUAUGAAUGUUUGUCUUCAUUAUUACGUUUGGGUAGUGCAUUCCCAAAUUUAGCGCCUAUAAUUGCACGUCUUCUAUUAUCAGUUGGUCUAAUGAUUAGUUCUACACUGUCAGAUGAUUCACGAUCAUAUAUGCUUUGUCAAUUGGAAACUUUAAGAGCAAAAUCAUAUUCAGAAAAUAAUCAAAUUGACAAUCAAUUGAUGACAGAAUUAACAUUGAAUGAACGUAAUCAAAUUUGUCUUUUACAAAUUAUAUCUGUAUUAGAUAAAUUAGUUUUUCAAUGUUCAGCACAACGUCAUCUAUAUUAUUCACCUAGAUUAAUAUAAUUAACUAGAAAAUUCUUAUAUGUUUAUUAUUUCAUCAAAUGAAUAAAUCCCCAGUAAUUUACAAAUAAAAAAACAAUCACAACAACAAGACUAUAUGUGCAAAAUAUGUUUUAUUGAAUAUAUCAUACUUUCCAAAAUUGUAUUCUCGUUAUGUACAUACUUUAUUAGUUAUCUAUGAAGAGACGUAGAUAUGUAUGAUUGGUUCAAUGAAACUGCUUGAUUUAUCAUCCGAUGAUGUAGGCUAUUACCUCUAGUGUACAUUUUGAUAGAAAAUGUAAGUUCUACUACUCAUUCUCAAUCAAAAUAGGAAGUUCAUAAUUGAUAGUUGGUAAUAUAUGAAACAAUAAAUUCUUUUCCCUAACACUAUUGAUUAGUCUAAUAAUAAAUCUAUUGG